This is a messenger RNA of Mytilus trossulus (common blue mussel), 4586 nucleotides long. RefSeq names its product double-strand-break repair protein rad21 homolog. NCBI's taxonomy places the organism in Eukaryota, Metazoa, Mollusca, Bivalvia, Mytilida, Mytilidae. The coding region runs from base 282 to 2261 and encodes 659 amino acids. The record is from RefSeq and is a predicted model, not a curated record. The transcript is spliced from 12 exons. Gene Ontology annotation, biological process: replication-born double-strand break repair via sister chromatid exchange; sister chromatid cohesion. Gene Ontology annotation, cellular component: cohesin complex. Gene Ontology annotation, molecular function: protein binding; chromatin binding.
AGAAAAAAAUCCAUUAAAUCAGCAUUUUAAACAAAAUGUACUGCACUCAUUUUUAUCGCGGUUAUUUUGAGCAAAAUCCGGCUAACUUUUCGAACCUGUUGUUUGGGCGGGAAGUGAAAGCGACGCCAUUUUCUCUGUUUUCAUGCCGAUAAAUGAUGUGGAAUGCCGAUGCAUAUUAUUUAAAUCACCCUCCUGAUUGAUUUUACGAAUAAUUUCGUUAUUGCUGUUUUCAUAAUAAGAUAUUGUUUAAUUUUAAGAGUUGUUGAUAACAGAUAUUCAUCAUGUUUUAUGCACAUUUUGUGUUGAGUAAGAAAGGACCGCUCGCUAGAAUUUGGUUGGCUGCCCAUUGGGACAAGAAACUAACAAAGGCUCAUGUGUUUGAAACCAAUAUAGACAGCAGUGUGGAAGCUAUCAUGCAGCCUCAGGUGAAGUUGGCUUUACGAACCUCUGGACAUUUACUGUUGGGAGUAUGCAGAAUCUACUCCAGAAAAGCCAAGUACCUGUUGGCCGAUUGUAAUGAAGCAUUUGUUAAGAUUAAAAUGGCUUUCCGACCAGGUGUUGUAGAUCUACCAGAGGAGAAUCGAGAGGCAGCAGUAGCAGCCAUUACUCUUCAGGAAAAUUUCCAUGACUUUGAUACAACCUUGGCUGAUCUUAAUGAUUUUGAUGUACAAGCCCAGUUUUCUGUGAAUCAGAGCCGACCAGAAGAAAUCACAAUGAGAGAAGACCUAUCUAGCAUUACUUUUGUUGGAGAUGAUGGAUUUGGAGAUAUUGGUUUUGAUGACAGAGAAAUCCUCCGGGACGCCACUUCAUUUGAGGAAUCCCUCUACAAACAGCCAGAUCAUGAACCACUUGUUGAAGAAAAAACCCUUAAUGAGAAUGCUAACGAGAAACCAAUGGAUGUAGAUAAUGAUAUACAUGCACCAAUGGAUGAUGAUCUUAGUCCUGUUGACGGAGGAUUUAUGGAUGAUGAUGAUGACGACGAUGAUGAUGGAGGAGGCUUUGGGGGCGGAGUUGAUCAAGAAUUCUUUGGUGACGAUGACUUUAUGAAUUCGGGAGGUUUGUUCGAGGAUGCCCCCGUAGCUGAUGUAUCAAUGCCACAGGCACCUGAGGCUGAAACAACCAUAUCAAAACCAGCAGAAGAGGAUACUUCCAAGAUACCAGAGGAGUUAGAACCAGCAGCACCACAGACGACAUCCAUGGCCAGUAUUGUAGGACCGGCAGGGGAACAAACAACACUCAUUAACAAUGAAGAAGAGGCUUUUGCCUUGCCUCCUUUAGAUGCCACUAUAUUCCCAGGAACAGAAGGCAAAAGGCGAAGAAAGAGAAAACUGAUUGUAGAUGAACAAAAGGGUUUCCCUGGUGAAACAAUGAAGUUACAGUUAUCAGAUACAUCAGAUAUCAUUAGUACAUUAGAUCUGGCUCCACCCACCAAAAAACUCAUGCACUGGAAGGAAACAGGGGGCGUGGAGAAACUGUUCUCAUUACCUGGUAGAAAUAUUGUCUCUAAAGUCACUUCUAAGCUCUUUUCAAGAAACUUGAUAACCAAACAAGUAAAGGAUGAUGAACCGGAACAAGAAAACUUCUUACAGUUAGAGGAAGAAGAAAUUGCUAGGAACGACAAAUCUCAAGACAAAUCACGAGCAAGAGAAGAAUUUAGUACAAUAAUGGAAGAACCAUCAAUACUAGACGCAUCCGUCAAAUCCAAUUUACCAGAUCGUCAAUCUAUACAGCCUGAUGUUGAUCGACAAUCAAUACAACCAACUCUCGCAGAUACCACGAACCCUCAGGACUUGCUGGUCAAUACCUUUACAGAGGAAGUGCCUCAACCUCAAUUAGACGUGUCGGAACCACAACUACCGCAGCCUCAGUUUGACCAGUAUGAAGAUCCCCCAUCAAUAGCACCAUUCUCUGUACCGCCCCCAUCAGUACCGCCUCCAUCGGUACCCCCACAGGCUGAAGUUCCAGGUUUCAGAACCGAUGAAGAUCUUGAAAACGAACUUAUGCCAGAAAAUGAAGAACAGGAAGAAAAGAGACUUACAAAGCGUACACAUCAAAUGCAGCAUGCUUUAGAAUUAGCAUUUAGAUACAAUAAUAGACUUAGUUUUGCUGAAAUGUCACGUAAUUUAUACAAAAAACAAUCUGCAGCCCGGUUUUAUACUUUGUUGGUUCUUAAAAAGUUUCAGGCUGUUGAAGUGAGUCAACAGAAAGAGUUCGGUGACAUUUGGAUCAGUAAAGGACCACAAUUUGGCCUGGUGUCAUGAGUGGACUACUUAAGUGAGGACUUGGACAAUGUCUGUUAAAACCUGUUUAUGUUGUUUAAAAGGAGAAAUUGAAGGCAACUAUUGUAUUUUAACCUGGAACGUGUUUAAAGAGAGAAGAAAUGAUUAUGAUCUCUUGUAUGUGUAGAAAUAGCUGGAGUUUUGAAAAGUUUUAUGUGUACAAAGUUUACUAUACAACUGUUAUUGAUAAUGACAACAUAUAGUAGAAUAGUAUGUGAAAGUGAAUCUUUGGUAUGAAAGUAUGAACAGUUUUAUUAUCUUUUAAAACAAGAUUUUACAAUCUAAAUUAUUAUAGCUAGAUAAAUCCACGAUAAACAGAAAGUACAUCAGAUGCAAUUGGCAACAUUACAAUUUUAUGUAAACAUUUGAAAUAUUUUUAAAGUAAUGGACAGAAUACUAUUUUUUUAUGGUUUUAUUUUAAACUAAUUGAUUUUAUGUGAGGUAUAUUUAUGCUGUGGAACAUUGCUUUGGCGUGGGUAGGAGGUCAUAGUAGGAUUAAUAUCAUGAAAUAUGUUUGCAACAUAUUUAAUAAGGGUGAACACUGAACUAAUAUCUUUUGAGAAUAAACAUGUCUGCCACCAAAUAUCUACGUGUAGCUGUUUCAGGGCUCAAAUUUUGAUGCUUUAGUUAGUUUUAUAUUUUGGGCUUAUGACACAUCAAUUCUGUAAUUAAAAGCUUUCAUGUUGGAUUUUGUAAUGAAAAAGUUAAAAUAAUGUAAUAAAAUUCAAAUUAAAUGAAAAACUGAAAGAAAAAUAAUGCCAGCAAGAUAUUUAAUGUCAUUGAGUUUUUUGGGGAAAUUUGAAUUGGCAUAAUUCUUUAAAUAACUGUGUACCUAUAUGAUGUAAGGGGCUGCUGUUGUGUAUGAUAUAGAUUACACUUGUUCUGAUGGUACAAAUAUAUAUAAUAACGAAUGAUGUAAGUAACCUUGUUUCUAAUGAUAUAAGGAACUUUGCGUGUCUGGUGUAAGGGCUUUUUCAUUAAAUUGACUGUACUAGGGUCGGGAGGUAUAAAUUCUGUCCAUUGUUCUAUGAACAACUUUACCAUUGAAAUAAUUAAGUAAUCUGCAUCAAAAGGGGUCAUGUGAACGCUUGAAUAAACAAUAACUUGGGUCAAAGAUAAUUGGCUGACAGUAGGGAAGGGACAUUAUUUGUCAUAGUACACUGAUGUACACUAUCUUCCAAUACCACACUUUAACCAAUUAUAAUUUUUUUUAACAGAAUUCAAACCAAACAUUACUUUUUUUAGGUUUAGAUUUUAUUGAAAUAAACAUGACCUGUUUUCCAUUGAUAAAAAUUUAAUGUAAGUUGGUCAUCUUCAUCAUCAAAGAAAGAAUUUUGCUAAAAUCCUGCAUUUACCUUCCGACCUCUAUUACAGUACAUUUAUAUGGACUAGCGAUAUUUUGUCUUUGUUAAUUAUGCUGUACCAUUGUUGAUAGAGGCAGCUUUACGUGUUCUGUCGUAUAUAGUUUAUUCUGUUAUUUAUUGUAAUACAUAGUGUAUGUUUUUAGUGUUAAUCGUAGGGUCAUUCAAUUUUUUCAAAACCAUUCAGCAUGUUAAAAUGAAAACCAAAUCAUAACUUAUUUUCACUUGCAUAUCUGGGAUAAAGAACACUUAUAUAAAUUGAUGUCUGAUUUUGAAUUUGAAUACAUCUGAUACAUUUUGCUUGCUAUCUUUUUAAGGGAUGGGUGAAUUCUUCCUUAAAAUUGUUAAAGGAUUAUUGUACAGAAAUUUCUUACUCGUGACAGUUGUAAAAAAAAACCCAAGCAUAAUAUUGGAAAUUGGAAAAUUUAGAAAAUUAUUCUUUGUACUGAAAAUACUACAUAAUUGUAAACAAUGACUUUACUAAAUCAAUUUUAUUCUGGUGUUCAGGGAUUUUACACAACUUAUUUAUCAAAAAAAGAAGUGUAUGUGUUUCAAAGCUCCAAAGUAGAAACUUAUAAUACCUUUCAUAUUAAAAGUGAUCAAGAGUUAUUGCCCUUGUGUGAUAACAAGGAAGAUGGCUUUUGAUCACUCUUACUUAUUAUGUUUAUAAAAAGAAGGCUUUUUAGCUCAAAUACUGUAUGUAUAUUUUCUUAUGAUAAAUAAGAUAAAAGAACAUAAUUUGAUAUUACAGUUAAUUAAAGAAAAGUCUCCUUAACUUAGUUUACAUGAUGUGUUCACAUAAGUUUUAAUUAUUUUAGGUCAUUGCUUUUAGAAAGUUUCCAUUUUAAAAACAACUGUUAAAGUUGACAAACACAAUUUUAUAGUCAUGUCAACUACAUCAAUCACUCAUUAUCAUUCAUAUUUUAUAAUAAAACAUGUUUUAAGA